This is a messenger RNA of Daphnia pulicaria, 615 nucleotides long. Its product is annotated as pro-resilin-like. The transcript is spliced from 3 exons. The record is from RefSeq and is a predicted model, not a curated record. The coding region runs from base 112 to 492 and encodes 126 amino acids. Lineage: Eukaryota; Metazoa; Arthropoda; Branchiopoda; Diplostraca; Daphniidae. Gene Ontology annotation, cellular component: extracellular matrix.
GUAGGACACACCCGACUGGUAUAAAAAGACUGGCUGGCCACUGACAAAAUCAUCAGUUCUUCUACAACUGUCUCAACCGUCUCAACCGUCCCAAAAAACCCUAUUACAACCAUGCAGGUCAUCAUUCUCGCCGCUUUGAUCGCCGUGGCUGCUGCCUCCAAUGCCUACCCACCCAAGGCUUACCCAGCUCCGGCUUACCCAGCUCCGGCUUACGGCAAGAGCUACGAUUACGCUCCUCAGCCGUACAGUUUCGACUGGGAAGUCAACGACGCCCCAUCUUACAACAACUACGGCCACUCUGAGAAGAGCGAUGGCAAAGUGACCACCGGAUCUUACCGCGUCGCCCUACCCGACGGCCGCACCCAAAUUGUCACCUACAGGGCCGACAGCUACGGUUACGUCGCCGAUGUCAAGUACGAGGGCGUGGCCAAGUACCCUGAAUACAAACCUGCCGCUUAUUACUCGGCCCCAGCUUACAAGGCCCCUUAUUAAAUUAAAAUUGCACAUUGUCUUUUUGUUUGUUUUUUAAAUGAAAUGGAUUUUAAUUUGAAAAUGGAUUUUAAUUGGCAACAGAGUUAAUUUAUAAUACAAAGAUACUGAGAUUUUGAAACUAAA